Molecule: messenger RNA, 579 nt
Organism: Triticum turgidum subsp. durum (durum wheat)
Lineage: Eukaryota; Viridiplantae; Streptophyta; Magnoliopsida; Poales; Poaceae
Source: the annotation of a GenBank genome assembly
AUGGACGCCGGAGAUCCCCUGCUUCGCGCUACUCCCCUGCUCUCCCGCGCGUCCUCCGCCGCCGCCACAGCUGCCUCCUCCGCCGCUCCCUUCUGCCUCGCGCAGCCCCCCAGCCUCCCUUGCCUGCCUUCCGAAUCUUCCCUCUUUCACCCAAAAAAUUGUUUCUUCUUCCUCCCGCCGCGUCUCCUGCUCGCCGCCACCCCCUCCCUCCUAGCGUUGAUGGAAGAAGCAUGGCCGGCCCUCGGCCCGACGGCCUGCGACGCGGCCUUCCCACCCCCGCCCCGGCCCCCGUGGCGUGGGGCGCGGCGGAAGACGGUGGCCAAGGAAUCGUCCGCGCAGGCGGUGAGCAGAAUCGUGUCCAGCUGCGCCAACUCGAGCGGCCUGGCCGUGGCCGCCGUCGACGCCAACGCCGCCAUCUCGGGCGGCGCCGCGCUCGCCUCCACUACGGGCCGGCUGGUCACGGUGCUCGAGGAGGUGUGCGACGCCGCAGCACGCCGGAGGCUCGCGCUCCUACCCACCCCCGUCGAGACCGUCGACCUAACCCCUGAGUUCGUCAAGAGAGGUCGACUGUUUACUUAA